UUAUCUCUCAGACUGGUCCGAUCCGAAAGAGGCCUUGGUCCCAGUGGGUGGACCUUUAAAAGCCACUGGUCCUGAUGGUCUGGUGCCACAUGCAGAAGGUCUCCACAUGGUGCAGCUCAGUCGGACUGCAGGACACCGUGAACCCUGUUGAGCCUCUUCUCCCUGCCUCAGCCGACAAUGUUCAACUCCACGUUGAGUCCCACCAGCAACGUCUACGUCAACUCCACCACCCCUGGCGCCCCCCUUGGACCUCCGCCAUGGUACCAGUACCACAUGUGUUCAGUGGCCCCUUACGGCUACGUGUUCUACUUCGUGGUCAAGAUUUUGAACCUGUUCGUGGGGGCGCCCUGUAACAUCCUGGUCAUCUGGCAGAUCCUCUCGAAGAAGAGCGACGCCACCACCUCGGACAUCUUCAUCUUUAACCUGGCCGUCCUGGACGCCUUCUUCUGCCUGAUGACCCCCAUAGAUAUGGUCAACCGCCUGCUGCUGGGGGACAGUAAUAUCUGGUUCUUUCAGAGAUUCACUUACGGGGUCAAAGAUAUAGCGCCGCUCUUUUUGGUGUGCAUUUGCCUCGACCGCUACAUCGCUGUGGUCCACCCAGUGCUGUUCACUGGUAUCCGGGACAACAAGAUCCGCAUCGGCAUCUCUGUGUUGGUCUGGGGUUUCACGCUGGCUUACGGCGUCGCCAAAAGCCUCCUGGAUGUGGUGAAGGCCAGCGGCAUCUUCAGCGGGGUCAUCCUCUUCGCCUUCGCAGUCAUGGUCUUCUGCAACAUCUCGAUCAUCUGGGUGCUGCGCCGCUCCGUGGCGGGGAAGGAGGUGAUGCACCCAGUGAAGAAGAGGGCCUUUAAGACCGUGCUGAUCAUCCUGGUCAUCAUCGUGGUCAACUACCUGCCUCCUGUGGCGCUCAUGCCCUUUGUGGCGUACUACACGUUGGUGGCGUACCGCUGCCAGAUCAGCACCAGCGUGUUCGCCCUCAUGGACCUGAGCAGCAGCCUGGAGCCUCUUCUCUACAUCACCAAGAUGGAGCUCAAGGACAUCAAGUGCUGCGGGCGGAGUCUGUCCGAGAAGCCCGAGGACGUCAAGGUGUAGGAAUCAAUUCACCAAUCACGAAUAAAUUAAUAAUCUGCAGGACAAAACCAAAACGCAGUUACUACAACAUCUGGUUCAAACUGAAUCUUUCUUGUCAGUUUCUUGAA
This is a messenger RNA of Hippoglossus stenolepis (Pacific halibut), 1196 nucleotides long. RefSeq names its product hydroxycarboxylic acid receptor 2-like. Gene Ontology annotation, biological process: phospholipase C-activating G protein-coupled receptor signaling pathway; positive regulation of Rho protein signal transduction. NCBI's taxonomy places the organism in Eukaryota, Metazoa, Chordata, Actinopteri, Pleuronectiformes, Pleuronectidae. Gene Ontology annotation, cellular component: membrane. The record is from RefSeq and is a predicted model, not a curated record. Bases 178 to 1089 code for a protein of 303 amino acids. Gene Ontology annotation, molecular function: G protein-coupled receptor activity. The transcript is spliced from 3 exons.